Messenger RNA from Spodoptera littoralis (African cotton leafworm), 588 nucleotides. NCBI's taxonomy places the organism in Eukaryota, Metazoa, Arthropoda, Insecta, Lepidoptera, Noctuidae. The record is from the annotation of a GenBank genome assembly.
AUGCCAGACAAUACAGUUGCCCAAUACCAGGAGCAGCAGGUGAAAAAAUUGAAAAGGUUCUUGGAAGGUUGGCGAAUGGCUGUUAUUCCAUUAAAGUCCAUAAUUUUGUGGGAACAACAAUGGCAUCCUUGUGCUAUAGUUGGAUCUGUUUCUUUUCUAUACUUUCUUAUUUGGCUGAUGGACCUAAACUCUCUUGCAACAUUCGCCGUUGUUGGCUUAUUCCUGAAUUUUGUGGACUUCAUAGUACCUGUGGUCUGUAAUUCACUCUAUGGAUCAACUUCUUGGACAGGACAACACGAGAAAAUGUAUGAAGAUAUUUGCAAAAGCAUUGUAGCGAACUACAAUAAAGGCUUGCAUAAUAUCCAACAAUUCUAUUCAUUGAGGGAAACCAGCCCAUGCAUGUACUACAUACUGUCCAUCAGCUUGCUGGUGACAUUUGCAUGGGUUGCAUCAUCCAUAAACAACAUAUUCCUGUUAUACAUGGUGUCUACUGCCAUGUUGUUGUGGCCCGGAGUGCGGAACAGAGGCAUUUUUAACACCCUCUUGUCAAUGGUCAACAUGGGACCAAAAACUAUUAAAUCUGAAUAA